CUAUUCUUAGCCAACGUUCCAAAGAGUGUAAAUCUUGGACUCUAGCAGUACCUAGUCUGCAUGUGUCUGGUGUCAACGAAGACGUGUCAGGCUCAGGUUUCAACGCUCUAUAAUCUGAUCAGUAAGAUCAAAACCAUCUCCUCCACCAACUUUUCAUCUCCUUCACUGCUCACUGUAAAUCCAAGAAAUCAUGAAAAACCAAGAAAAUGACCAGCAACACCACCACCAACUCGAAGAAAAUGACCAUAACCAACGACUACCAGAAGAAGAAGAAGAAGAAGAACAAAAUCAAUCCAUCUUGAUUCCAACACCAAUCAACAUGCACUACUCUUCAUCUUCACCACCUCCAAAGCCCGCUCCUAAACCCCCUUCAUCACGCUUGGAUUCUCCUUCAGAUUCCAGGAGAUCCUUAGAUCAUUCCUCUCAAUCUCAUGGCUAUGUAUUCUCUCUUCCACAGCUCAAGCAGUCCAAGUACCAAUAUCCGCCAGCAGAUCAAAUCUCUCACAGUUAUGUAUUCUCAUCAUCGCCAGAUGUCAAACUAGCAAGGUCUCUGUCUCCUCCAACCCCGGCGGCCGCGGCGGCAGCAGCUGCAGUACCGGUUUCCAAAGUUGUGUCUGAAACCCAAGAAGAUGAGGUUGUUAAAUCAGUUGAAGAUGGUAUUGCCAGAGGCGGUGGCAAGAGAGGGGCAAAUUUUUCAACAAAGGAGAAGAUUAUGAAGGGAAGGGCUUUGCUGGGUUUUAGGCUUCUUGGGUUGGUGUUUUGUUUGACUUCGUUCUCGAUUAUGGCUGCUGAUACGAAUCAAGGUUGGGCUCUUGAUUCUUUCCAUCGCUACAAGGAGUUCAGGUACUGUAUGUCAGUGAAUGUGAUGGGUUUUGUGUAUUUAGGGCUGCAAGCAUGUGAUCUUGCCUACUCUUUGGCCACCGGGAAACUUGUUGCCCAUAAUCAGCUCCGGUACUACCUGGAUUUCUCUCUUGAUCAGUGGCUUCAAGUGCAGUAAUUAUAGAGUUUAGGGACCCACUAGAAUCCUAUAAAGGUAAGUGCUCGAGGGAUCGUGGACGGUGGAUCAAUCUCUAGUUGCUCAUGUCAUGUUUGCUAAAAACUGACCACUAGCUAAUAGAUAUGGGUCUUUGUAGGGCGUUGUCCCACAGUGAGUUUCAUAGGAUAGAUUGUAGGGACCAUGUAUUAUAUUGCAAUUGGUGAUUCUUGGACUACUCUUUUGGCAACUCUUUAUUUACUUUUUUCCAGUAUGAUGCUGCCUUUUACUCUCAGAUUCUAUAAUGUGGCUUGUUUUGAUGUUGGAGAGCAGUCAUUUUGCGAGUGAAAAGGAUCACAGUCACUGGUUUGUGGGUAAAAAUGCCCAAUGUGCUAGCAAUAUUUUGCUGCAACUAAAGUGAGGAAUAAUGUCACUUUCCACUGAUUCACUACAAAACCAGGAGUAUGAAAGGUGUAUUUAAAGUGGCUUAAGACGCAACUUUUGGCUCUUCAACUUUAUGUAGUCAAGGUUUAGCAACAUGGCAAUUUUUUAUGCUUCAAGAUUCAAAGCAAGAGCUACACAAAGGGACAUACUUUUAAUGGAACAUUUAAAGUGUGUUCUUUAUUGUAGAGAUUGGGCCAUAUCCUUAAAUGGGGCAAAGUUGUUCUAUCCUAGACAAUAUAAUUCUGGGACCCCUGGCCCUGAUACAACAUGGUUUCCAACAGAAAUGGAAUACAGGUUCUGAAAGUAAUUAAAAUGUGGUAUCAAACAAGCAAACAGAGAAUCUGGCAACUUGUGGCAUAUAGGAGAAUAAUUGUUGUGGGUAUAGGGCGAAGGGUCUGCAAUUCUUUUGUCUCUUUUGAAGCAUAUAUGCAGAAUCCUGUGACUUUGAUUGUCAACUAAAAGAGUGCAAGGAGAGUUUGAUCCAGAGAUGAGUAGGGCAAUUAGCCUGAUGAUAGUAUACAUGUUCAUGGCAAUCCAAGGCUGGCUUACAGGAAGGGCAACCCUACUUUAGCUCUCCUCUGAAGCCCAUCAAUAAUAUUAGCAGUAAUGCUGAAACCAUUCCUAUCCCAGAUUUAUUAAAUAAAUUAAAAUGCCUUGCUGCAACAGGUGAGUUUGAUUUCUUAUCAAGGCAUGAUACGCAGAAGAUCAGG
This is a messenger RNA of Hevea brasiliensis (rubber tree), 2127 nucleotides long. Its product is annotated as CASP-like protein 4A1. The transcript is spliced from 3 exons. Lineage: Eukaryota; Viridiplantae; Streptophyta; Magnoliopsida; Malpighiales; Euphorbiaceae. Bases 191 to 997 code for a protein of 268 amino acids. The record is from RefSeq and is a predicted model, not a curated record.